Messenger RNA from Dendronephthya gigantea, 2404 nucleotides. RefSeq lists its product as uncharacterized. The transcript has 2 exons. Bases 175 to 1686 code for a protein of 503 amino acids. The record is from RefSeq and is a predicted model, not a curated record. Lineage: Eukaryota; Metazoa; Cnidaria; Anthozoa; Malacalcyonacea; Nephtheidae.
GUAAAAUGCAAAUUAGUUUACAUAGGACACUCGUCGUGUCGCAAUUUUCUGUUAAUGUAAUAUCGAAAAGGAUAUGCCAAAUGUGGAAGCUUCCGAGUGCCAUACCAAACAUUACUGCCCGUUUACUACAUUUGGGAUGAAAUCAUUACACUUCUAAUUCUAUUCAAUGAGUUUAUGGACCCGUGUGGUUUUACGAUUACAGAAGGGAUUCAGUCGUUUUCGUGUCAAAUCAAUUGCCAUUUGGAGAGGAAUCUUGCGGACAAAGAUCUAUAUUCCAAUGUGGAAAUUGUAGGAAUUCACCAACGAAAAAGUCAAGCACGUGGUAAAGAAAAAUACAUUCUUGUUUUACCGAGAAAAACCGCUUGUAGCUCGUGUGGAAGAAAGUCCUGUUAUAGUGUCAACCAUCUUGAAGAUAUUCUUGAAUCUUGGAGUGAUUUUGAUGGGGCUACUUGUGCUGGCCAUUCUGUAAACUCUAUAAACAACACCAUUGAAUCAUGUGGGUUUUUGACCAAACACUGGAGUAUGGUUAUAAACGAAGGGGGUCAAAUACAAACAAGGCAAAUGGCUACACAAAAUAUAUCGUUCUUUAAAUGCAAUAUUGUGGAAGCACCAUUCCUGAUUCGACGAAAUGUGUUUGAUAAACUUGGUUUUAGACCAUCCCAUGGGGAAGCUACAUUAGUUGACUUCUUUCUCAGAUCUAAAGGCACACUCAAAUUUGCUACCUCAUUGAAUUGUACUUUUAUUGAUGAGCAAUUAGUUGCUGAUAGAGGAGCCAUGGAAACAAAAGAGAUUUAUCUGGACUAUGGACUUUUGGGAUACCAUCACAACAUACUAAGGGUUAUUCGCAAGGACUCUAUUACUUGGACCAUGUGUACAAGAAGGGAAUAUUAUUGCCCAAAUAAGCCACAGAAAGAAAUUGAAAAUCCCAUUUCAAGGCAACUUUCACUAUUCUGUUGUGAUGUUGCUCUAAAUCAAUACUUAAUUGAUGGAGUUAAUGGGCUUAAUGAAGUUGGGAUAGACUACCGUCUUUGUCGUGGCACCUUGUUAGGUGCUGUGAGAUCUAAAAACAUUAUUCCAUGGACAAGAGACGUUGAUAUUGAUCUAACUCCUACAGACUAUACGGAUUCUCUGGGUUUUUACAGGCUACAAAAAGUGAUGCAAAAGAAACGCUAUGCUACCCCUCUUAUAUAUCAACUUAGAAGAAUAAUGCCCCUUUUUCCUUUGAAAACCCAUAUCCCUAACCUGUUGAAUAAUGACCUAUUUAGCCAAAAAGUACUGGAUCAAAUGAGAGGUUUUAUACCUAUCAGUAAACCUGAAUGGAAUUCAAUAGGUUAUGUUGACAUGUACGCUUAUGAAGGGGGUAGGACUGUGCCAACAAACAUUACUAUCAAUGGACUGAAUUACAAAACACAUAGUAAUCCUGAGCAGUAUCUCGCUAAAACUUUUGGUUCAUCUUGGAGGCAAGCCCAUCUUAGUGGUAGGUCCCAUGAACCACACAAGCCAUGGAUUUGGAGGUUAGAUACAAGUAGAGUGCAGGAAGACAUUCCUACCCUUGAGAGUUAUUGUAUCAUUUAUCAGAAUUGUAGCAUGGGUUUUCUUUCUAUAGUUUCAUUUUUAUUUAUUGCUCUUAUUUUUUUACCAAUUCUAAUGAGGAUCGUCAAGAAUAUUCUAAGCCAGCUUCCCUGAAAAAUUAUUUGAAUUAUAUUCUUAAAAUUCUGCAUAGUGAUCAACAGCAUGUUAUUAUUAGUGCGUAUAUGCAUACCAAAUGUACUUUUAUUACUGGAGACUUUCAGUCCAUUAACAAAGGCCUUCACUUCACAUGCAAUUUGCUAUCCCUCUGCCUUAUAUUAGUAGAGUAAAAAAAUAAAGGCCUUAAAUUCAGGUGGCCCAUAUCCUAUCUAGUUUUGGCUGAGGAAGGUACUAAUUUCCCUAUAUCAUAUGAUGAAUUUCACAGGGUAUUUGUUACACAAAAACAACAUUACAGGACAUUUAAAGCUUAGAUUGAUUAUUCAGACAUUAGGCCUGUACAACUGACCAUAAUUGCUGAGGGGUACCGGUACUUCUCAAUUAAGAAACACAUUUUAUCUGAAGCCUUUACUUCACCAGACUGAGAGUGACCACAAUUGCCUGCCUCCUCCCCCUUCCCUGACAUAUUCCAGCUUGAUUUUGAACUUUUGUUUAUUUUUUAUAAUGACAGGGGAGUAGUUAGAAUGGGGUGUUUAAUUCCCUAAGUUAAAAUCACAAUGCCAUAAAACCUAAGUUAAAAUCACAAUGCCAUAAGAUCAAAGCACUAUUUCACUGUUUACAUAAGUCAUAAUGCACUUGGAAUAUACAAUUAUUCCUUCACUAAAGCAUGCAAAUUUGUAUAUCGGUCAAUUCAAAAUUCUUACCUCCCAGGGAUGUU